AUGACUGCAAUUUUAGAGAGACGCGAAAGUACAAGCCUGUGGGGUCGCUUCUGCAACUGGAUAACUAGCACCGAAAACCGUCUUUACAUUGGAUGGUUCGGUGUUUUGAUGAUCCCUACCUUAUUGACCGCAACUUCCGUAUUUAUUAUCGCCUUCAUCGCUGCUCCUCCAGUAGAUAUUGAUGGUAUUCGUGAGCCUGUUUCUGGUUCUUUACUUUAUGGAAACAAUAUUAUCUCUGGUGCUAUUAUUCCUACUUCUGCGGCGAUCGGAUUGCAUUUUUACCCAAUUUGGGAAGCUGCAUCUGUUGAUGAAUGGUUAUACAAUGGCGGUCCUUAUGAGCUAAUUGUUCUACACUUCUUACUUGGUGUAGCUUGUUAUAUGGGUCGUGAGUGGGAACUUAGUUUCCGUCUGGGUAUGCGCCCUUGGAUUGCUGUUGCAUAUUCAGCUCCUGUUGCAGCUGCUACUGCUGUUUUCUUGAUUUACCCUAUUGGUCAAGGAAGUUUCUCUGAUGGUAUGCCUUUAGGAAUAUCUGGUACUUUCAACUUUAUGAUUGUAUUCCAGGCAGAGCACAACAUCCUUAUGCAUCCAUUUCACAUGUUAGGUGUAGCUGGUGUAUUCGGCGGUUCCCUAUUCAGUGCUAUGCAUGGUUCCUUGGUAACCUCUAGUUUGAUCAGGGAAACCACUGAAAAUGAGUCUGCUAAUGAGGGUUACAAAUUUGGUCAGGAAGAAGAGACUUAUAAUAUUGUGGCUGCUCACGGUUAUUUCGGUCGAUUAAUCUUCCAAUAUGCUAGUUUCAACAACUCUCGUUCUUUACACUUCUUCUUGGCUGCUUGGCCUGUAGUAGGGAUCUGGUUCACUGCUUUAGGUAUUAGUACUAUGGCAUUCAACCUAAAUGGUUUCAAUUUCAACCAAUCUGUAGUUGAUAGCCAAGGUCGCGUUAUUAAUACUUGGGCUGAUAUCAUUAACCGUGCUAAUCUUGGUAUGGAGGUAAUGCACGAACGUAAUGCUCACAACUUCCCUCUAGACCUAGCUGCUCUUGAAGUUCCAUCUCUUAAUGGAUAA
Molecule: messenger RNA, 1062 nt
Organism: Sorghum bicolor (sorghum)
Lineage: Eukaryota; Viridiplantae; Streptophyta; Magnoliopsida; Poales; Poaceae
Source: the annotation of a RefSeq genome assembly